Dendroctonus ponderosae (mountain pine beetle) is the source of this 366-nucleotide messenger RNA. RefSeq names its product gametocyte-specific factor 1 homolog. Lineage: Eukaryota; Metazoa; Arthropoda; Insecta; Coleoptera; Curculionidae. The transcript has a single exon. Bases 9 to 329 code for a protein of 106 amino acids. The record is from RefSeq and is a predicted model, not a curated record.
GAGGAAAAAUGGCCACAGAAAUGGCUCGGUGCCCUUUCAACAAACAGCAUGUGAUGGCCACUACUGUGUUGCAAAGACACAUCGUCAAAUGUAUGAAGAAUUACCCCGGAUGGCUGGUUUGUCCCUACAAUGCUAUGCAUCAGUUUCCCGACACUGAUACUCUCACCCAGCACAUGCUGAUUUGCCCCUUUAAGGAGACGGUAGCCACAUUGGCGCAAAGGGAGUACGACAACGACAGGAGAAAAGCCCUGGCACACGCUCCUGUUCACAUCGAGGGAAUUCGGGAGAUUAAUUUGUCUGAGGAGGACUGGGAUGAGGAGUACUUAUAAGUGUUAGAGUUAGAGAUUAAAUUUUGAUGAUUAAUUG